Messenger RNA from Acanthopagrus latus (yellowfin seabream), 4658 nucleotides. It is a transcript of the gene gabrr2a, whose product is annotated as gamma-aminobutyric acid type A receptor subunit rho2a. Lineage: Eukaryota; Metazoa; Chordata; Actinopteri; Spariformes; Sparidae. The transcript has 9 exons. Gene Ontology annotation, cellular component: GABA-A receptor complex; membrane; neuron projection. Bases 185 to 1627 code for a protein of 480 amino acids. Gene Ontology annotation, molecular function: neurotransmitter receptor activity; extracellular ligand-gated monoatomic ion channel activity; GABA-A receptor activity. The record is from RefSeq and is a predicted model, not a curated record. Gene Ontology annotation, biological process: nervous system process; monoatomic ion transmembrane transport; regulation of membrane potential.
CACACACACACACACACACACACAUACACUCCUGCAGCCUCACGCGGGAGAGGGUCUGAUGCCAUGACCAAGGACGCGUGCAGCCUCCUCUGCUGAGAGCCAUGCGCUGCCGGCUGCGCGCUGCUGGAAUGAACCGAGCGAGAGGAGCUUUCAAGAGACUCACCUGUAGAUCUGCGCCGUCAAGAUGCCUUAUGUGACCAAACCUCUCGUUCUGCUCUUAUGUCUGGUCGUUACCGGUGAGUGCCGUCGGCACGGCCACCGGGUGCGGAGAUGGACCGGCACUGUGGAGACCCAGAAGCACGGCACCUCCUUGGCGAAGAAGCCUCCAGAUGUGACCAAGUCUCGCAAAGUGAAGACAGAGCAUCUGCUCAAAGUGGACGACCAUGACUUCACCAUGAGGCCAGCAUUCGGAGGUCCUGCAAUUCCUGUCGGCGUGGAUGUUCAGGUGGAGAGCUUGGACAGCAUCUCCGAGGUUGAUAUGGACUUCACCAUGACUCUGUACCUGAGGCACUACUGGAAGGACGAGCGCCUGUCGUUCACCAGCAGCACCAACAAGAGCAUGACGUUCGAUGGCCGCCUGGUGAAGAAGAUCUGGGUCCCUGAUGUCUUCUUUGUGCACUCUAAGAGGUCCUUCAUCCACGACACCACCACAGACAACAUCAUGCUGCGCGUCUUUCCUGAUGGACACGUUCUCUACAGCUUGAGAGUGACAGUGACAGCAGCCUGCAACAUGGACUUCAGCCGUUUUCCUCUGGAUUCUCAGACCUGCUCGCUGGAGCUGGAGAGCUAUGCCUACACAGAUGAGGACCUGAUGCUGUAUUGGAAGAGCGGUGAUGAGUCCCUGAGCACUGAUGAUCGCAUCUCCCUGUCGCAGUUCCUCAUCCAGAAGUUCCACACGACGUCUCGCCUGGCCUUCUACAGCAGCACAGGCUGGUACAACCGUCUCUACAUCAACUUCACGUUGCGACGCCACAUCUUCUUCUUCCUGCUGCAAACAUACUUUCCCGCCACACUCAUGGUGAUGUUGUCAUGGGUGUCGUUCUGGAUCGACCGCCGGGCUGUGCCGGCCAGAGUCUCCCUGGGCAUCACCACAGUGCUGACCAUGUCCACCAUCAUCACCGGAGUGAACGCGUCCAUGCCGCGGGUGUCCUACAUCAAGGCGGUGGACAUCUACCUCUGGGUCAGCUUCGUCUUUGUCUUCUUGUCCGUGUUGGAGUACGCGGCCGUCAACUAUCUGUCCACUGUCCAGGACCGCCGAGAGCGCAAGAUGAGAGAGAGGGCACGAUCUCAGUCCCUGCCCUGCACCUGCGGCAUCUCCCAGACGCGAACCAUGACCAUGUUAGACGGUACCUACAGCGAGGCCGACACCAACAGCCUGGCCGGCUACACCGAGGAGCCCAUGGUGCCAGAGGAGGAGCAGGAGGAGCUGCACGAGGUGUCGGAGAAACCCGAACACAUGGUGGUCCACCUGUCGGUGAGCAGCGAGUCCACCACCACCAAGAAGAAGAAGAGCCUGCGCACCCUGAACAUCAUCCAGAACACGCACGCCAUUGACAAAUACUCCCGGAUGAUUUUCCCGGGCUCCUACAUCUUCUUCAACCUUAUCUACUGGUCCGUCUACUGCUGAAAGACGCUCGGGCAGGACCGGAGAGAUCGACGUGCAGACAGUCCGACUGCUGCUCCAUACAGGACACCUCUGUUGGGCCUGUUGUACCGUACAGUACGCCAGGUGACCAUAGACCAUUAGGUUUAAGGCCUUGGACAGCAUUAAGACUUUGGGAUUGUUCCGAGCAGUCGUUUUUUCGUGUUUCUUUGGUCAUGCAGCAACUUGAAUGUUCAUUAACUCUGUAAACUAAAACAAAGACAGCACUCACCGGAUGGUGUUUCUAAACUACGGAUGUGAAUUCUCUCAGUCAGCUGUCAGCUUCUGUUAAACAGCUCUGUGUUCUCAUUACUUCGCUGUUCCUGUGAUAAGCAGCUGUUUGUUGGGAACAUAAGUACACUUUUGUAUCACACUCAGAGCAGUUAUGGAUAGGGACAAGCUGCGUUCUGCUCAUGUUCAUGCUGACGGGGCCACAUAUUUAUAUUCAUUUGUAAUGAUCAUCAAGCUGAAGCGUGAUUCUAUAGCUUUCAGGCCGAUUGUCUAUCAGUCAUGACUUCUAAACAGUGACAGCAGCUUUCUAAUAUGGCAGACUAACAAACUUUGACCACAUUUUAGAGCUUUUUGUCUUUAAAAAUGUAAUAUAACUUAAUGUUGAGGAGUAAAUGUGACCAAGAGUGUACAGCCAUGUUAGAACUUUUUUAUUUAGUGGUACACUGAGCUAAAUCCUAAUUGCAGCACGCUAACACACUCAUGUUUAACAUGCUGAUAAUGUUAAGCAGGUGUUGUUUGUCAUGCUCAUGCUCGGCAUGCAAGCAUUUGCCAGUUCAGUGGAGACUGGUGGGUGGCAUCAGUUGGCACUGCCUGGUGAUAAACCAUCACGCUGAAAAACAAAACUUUCACCUGAUGACUGCACGAGGGAAAAACUUAGCAAAGUGGCGACAAUUGAUUCUUUGGAGAAGAAGUCUGUACCAAAGCUCACAGCAAUUCAUUCAAUAGCACCAGAUGAAAAGAUAGGUGGUUAACAAAGUCUUUACAGGUCAUCAUCCUCUGGAGACCUUGAAUGUCUGUACCAACUUUCAUGGUAAACAAUUCCCCAUUUUUCAAGAUAUUUCAUAAAAAACUUUCCACUUCACGAUGGUGCUAGAGGUCGAUCACGCUGAGGAUCAUUAAAGUCAGCAGGAUUCAUCCUCUGGGGAAGGUAAAUGAAAAUCUGUCUAAUACUUGCCAAGAUAUGUGCAUCUGUACCAAAGGAAGUUUCCCUGAACCAGCCCCACAGCCACACUGUUAGCAUGGAUACCAACUGUGUGCUCGUGAUAACUCGAGUGUGUCUUUAUCUGAACACAACAGGCAGCCUCUGUGCCUGCUGUGUCGGGGGGGGAUUUCAUCACUGACUCCUUUCUCUCACACUUGACAUAUUAGUCUGGUUUACAUCCAAAUGUGGCGCAAAUUUCCAGAAAAUCGGCAAAGACAAUGCAAAUCAUUGCAUUGUUUGUAAAGAAAAGAAAAAAAAAGAAAAAGAAAAUAAGAGUUUGGUGCAUCAACAAAAACAGCCAAGUUCUGCUGAGGCACUGUUGGAGGAGAAAAAGUCUGAACAACAUGAAAAUGAAAGGUGACUGAACGAGAGCAGGUCAGACCACUAACAACAUGGAAAGAUGGCGUUUGUGUUUGUUUCCUGUAUGUCUCGGCGCAGAUCUGAUGUUUCUGCUGCUGAUAUUCUUCAUCUCUUUACUGCAGCAGAAGCUUCAGUGGAAGUAUAAGUCUCAUGAUUCAUGCAUCUCAUAAUUUAUUUAUUUCUGUUUCUGUCGCAUUUUGUUUUUACCGACGCUUCAACUUUUCCACCUCAAUUGAAACAGGUUGUUUUUUUUUUUUCUUUGCAGUAUCUGGAUUUACAUUUCAGCAUUUCCGCUCAAAUGUUUUGCUCAGACGAAGUCGGUGAUGGGAGCACGCACUCGCCAAGCCAACAGAGCAAAGUGACGACAUAAAACAGUUAACUUGAGGAUUAAAUCAAGCGAGCGAUAAUUAAGGCAACGGUUUGAAGUCGGAUAUCUAUCUGCAGAACCACGACGUUGCUUGAUCUCUUGCGGAAAUUAAGCAAUGAUCUCGAGAUAACAGACCAAAAAAAAAGAAAUAUGAGCAGCCAUGACCGAUCUUGACUGCUGUGGUGUUGACAUGACACUCUGAUGUGUUGCGACUACAAUGAGUUCUUGAGAAAAUGGCUCAUAGUGUUAAUAAUUAUCUCGAAUCAAGCUGGAUUACAGUGCUUCACAUAGGCUGAAAGAAAUAGAUGCAAAAUGACGGUAAUAGAAUUCACGAGAAGAACAAAAUCUGAAAUAAUAAACAGUACACAACAAAUGAAACUCAGUGAAAUAAACAGGCUCUGUUUCCAACAGCAAUAUGUCUUUACAUGACGUUUAUGAGCAUUACAGAUGACUGUAGUCAUGCUUUAUAAGUCGUAGUAUCUCAGAGGUUUGUUGGCCAGUGGAACAUCUAGAGCUGAAUGAAGACGAUGAUGAUGAUGAUGAACGGAGCCAUCACUCAGCUUGAUUCCAGACAGAUUGAUUUCUCUUGUCUUUCAAAUAAAGGAUAAAGUAAAUCUGGAACACUGGAAUCAGUUUAUUUCAUUCCAUGUUGCUCUCACUGGGCAGGACAUUAAGUUUCCUUGAACCUCUGUAAAAAAAAUGACUGCAGGGUAUUAUGUUUAUUGCAUUUCUCAUAGUCUGCAAAACUUUCACCCUUCAAGUUGUUUAUUAUUCACUUUGAUCUUAAGCAGUUACUCUUACGCACAGAAACCCACGUAACUGCCAUGGCUGCUUCAAAAGCUUCUGACUGUAGUCGGGAUAAUUUGGGAACAUGACGACACAAUGAACACGAUGACUGAAACCAUUUGACCCCAGUCUUUUCUAUUAAUGCUGUUUGCAUAUGAAUUAUUGGCCAGGUGUGGCUGUAGCUCGGCAGGUAGAGCAGGUCGGCUACUGAUCAGAAGGUCACUGGUUCAAAUUCCAGCUCCAGGCUGAGCUGAGCUGCAUGUCGAAGUGUCCUUGAGCAAGAUACUGGA